Messenger RNA from Cavia porcellus (domestic guinea pig), 800 nucleotides. RefSeq names its product keratin-associated protein 20-2-like. The record is from RefSeq and is a predicted model, not a curated record. Bases 39 to 191 code for a protein of 50 amino acids. Lineage: Eukaryota; Metazoa; Chordata; Mammalia; Rodentia; Caviidae. The transcript has a single exon.
CUUCCAGAUCCUCAACAGAACACUCCUCUGCUGACACCAUGUGCUAUUAUGCCAACUGCUAUGGUGGCCUGGGCUACGGCUGUGGUGGCCUGGGCUACGGCAGUGGCUGUGGCUAUGGCUAUGGUGGCUAUGGUUACGGCUGUUGCCGGCCUCUGUGCUGUAGAAGAUACUGGUCCUAUGGUUUCUACUGAGCAAUUCCCACAGUGCUCAGUCUAUUGGCUCUAACCUUCUUUAAUUAAUUGAAAUCAUCUCCAACUUUCUUCACAUGAGAAAUAUUCAAGUAUCUUCAAAAACAACUGAAUAAUUCAAACAAUACAAUGCAGCAUGCCAUUUUGCUUUAUCAGUAUGUUUCAGAUUAUGUGAUAAUUUGUAGAAAAAUUUUGUUAUUAACAUUGUAUGCAUAAUUGUAUGCAAUCAAUUUUACUCUAAUUUCUGUGUAAAAUGUAUUAUUAAAUUAAUUAUUACGAAUACUGAUCUGUUGCAGUUGUACUGCACUGCAUUGUUCAUAUGGUUUUGCAUUCGUGUUUGGUAUGUGUGGUUGUAGUGUGGGAUAGAAAAAAGAGGAAGAAAGUUGAGAGAGAAAGAGAAAGAGAAAAAGAGACAGAGAGAGACAGAGAGAGAGAGAUCAAGCUCUUUAAAUAUAGCUGCCUAAAACUGAACAAGGUAAAAUAGCAGUUCUUUGUGAAAGAUCAUAUGAAUUUGUUUUUACAUACAUUUUUAUCUCCCCUACUAUUUCGAUUUGCUUAUACUCAUCUAAAUUUGUAAAAUAACCAUUUCCACAAUGACACUUAUAUGUACAC